UAGGGUUUUAGAGCAUUAUAAAUUUAUAAUAUAAACAUCGCAAGUCGCCCUAUUUCUGGUUCUCGCACUAGCUUCGCAGACACUCGCACGUAGAGGCUGUUCUGCUUCUUAGCUUCCAGGGAAGUACUUGCGCAUCAACAGCAAUAAUGUCAGGUGAAGAAGUUGCUCCAGUUGCUGAGGCCCCAGUAGCGGCUCUUGGUGAGCCGAUGGACUUGAUGACAGCCUUGCAGCUUGUGCUUAGGAAAUCACUUGCUCAUGGUGGUCUUGCUAGGGGUCUUCAUGAAGGUGCAAAAGUGAUCGAGAAGCAUACAGCCCAGCUGUGUGUGCUGGCGGAGAGUUGUGACCAGCCUGACUAUGUCAAACUGGUCAAGGCACUUUGUGCUGAUCACAAUGUGCACUUGUUAACUGUCGAAGAUGCUAAGACCCUUGGUGAAUGGGCUGGUUUGUGUAAGAUUGAUUCUGAAGGAAAAGCCAGGAAGGUGGUUGGUUGUUCCUGUGUUGUCGUGAAGGAUUUUGGAGAAGAGACUCCUGCUUUAAAUGUAGUCCAGGAGCACUUGAAGUCAAACUGAGUCGAGAUGGACCGACUAUGUUGCUUAUUGAUAUUGAAUCUAGGGAAUUUUGAGUGUUUUAGAGUUGCUAUUAUUCUCAGAAGACUUGUUUUCCGUUGCUGCAUUUGGACGUCUUUUUGAAUAGAUGCUACUCAGUGACAGAUUUGUUAUGGUUCUGGUUGAGAACUGCUGUGUUUUAUUUUCAUUCCAUGAAUGGAUAUGGUGAUAUAUUCAAGCUUAAUUGUAAGCACAUCGUCUCCGUUUUAAUCAGUUAUCUAGUGCAUGUUGAAUCACAA
Messenger RNA from Tripterygium wilfordii, 844 nucleotides. RefSeq names its product 40S ribosomal protein S12-like. Gene Ontology annotation, cellular component: cytosolic small ribosomal subunit; ribosome. The transcript has 5 exons. Gene Ontology annotation, molecular function: structural constituent of ribosome. Lineage: Eukaryota; Viridiplantae; Streptophyta; Magnoliopsida; Celastrales; Celastraceae. Gene Ontology annotation, biological process: translation. The record is from RefSeq and is a predicted model, not a curated record. Bases 147 to 569 code for a protein of 140 amino acids.